ACACGAUCGAACAACAUUCAAUCGCACAGCCACUGAACCAACACGGUACUAAUUGCUGACAUAGUGGCAGUGCUCCUGGAGAGUCGAGACAUCGAUCCAUCAUCUUCUGACAGCGCUUGAAUAUAACUACAGUAUGGCGGAAGAAGAAGACAGACGGAAAACUAUCAGUGCGUUGGAGGCCACUCCCAAUGCACUUCUCCUCAGAUCUUCAUCACAGACAGAUUGCUCCUCGUCAAUGCUUUAACUGAGGGAGCUCUGGAAGAGAUGAUGGAAAACCCUGAUUAUUUUGACGAGGACACUGAGGAGUUCCUUGGAGACUUGAACUGCACAGACGCAUUGGGAAAUACCGCUCUUCACCUCGCUGUACGUCAAGGACAUCCGGCUGAUGUAGUGGCUCUCUGUGGCGGGGCUGUCGACCUUGACCUCCGCAACAAGAAUGGCGAUACACCACUCCAUAUCGCUUUAAAGGAGAUGGAAGAAGAUCAGGAUCGUUUUGAAAUUGUUCAAGAACUAAUAUGUUGUGGCGCAGAGUGCAAACAGGCAAUGUCAGGCGGCCUCACACCACUGGAAUAUGCGCAAAGUCGAUAUCCUUUAGAAAACGCUUUACACGAGAUCAUCGCAAAUCCCCCAUGUGAUGACGAGGUUGACGAGGUUGAAAUACAGCCAGAACAACUGAGGAAACAAAUGUAUGACAGAAGUGAUUUCGUAGACAAUGACGAAGAUGGAAGCGAGGGAUCAAGCCUGGAGGCCGAAUAGAUUAUAUAUGCGUAUCAUUUGCACUCCUUGAGUAUUAUAGACCAAUGGGGUCCUUCAAGAUCUAGAGUUAGUUCGGAUGUGCUUUGCCUUUGAUCUCAUUACAAUCUUGCUUUGGGACAUGAUGUUCAUCAGCAGCGACUGACUUGGACGACGACAGUUUUAGCAUUCUUACUUUGCAACCAUAUCUCUGCGCCGUGUGUUACAAAAUUUGAUCGGUAUUCAAU
Suillus fuscotomentosus is the source of this 980-nucleotide messenger RNA. RefSeq lists its product as uncharacterized. The transcript has 6 exons. Gene Ontology annotation, cellular component: nucleus; cytoplasm. Gene Ontology annotation, molecular function: protein binding. The record is from RefSeq and is a predicted model, not a curated record. Lineage: Eukaryota; Fungi; Basidiomycota; Agaricomycetes; Boletales; Suillaceae. Bases 265 to 756 code for a protein of 163 amino acids.